GCGCCGCGUAGCUCGCACGCGACAUGCGCGCCCUCUAGCGUAUUAUGUUCCUCCCCGACCUCCCGCGAGCCUGCAUGGUGGACGACGUAGCGACGUACCUCCAAGCGCCCUCCUCGGGACAGGACGAGUUCCAUCCGUUCAUAGAGGCCCUGAUGCCUUUCGUAAAGUCCUUUUCGUAUACGUGGUUCAAUUUACAAGCGGCCAAAAGGAAAUAUUACAAAAAACACGAGAAACGGAUGAGUCUGGAGGAGGAGCGACACACCAAGUACGAGUUACAGAACGAGAAAGCGGAGGUCAAACAGAAAUGGGCGUCGCGGCUGCUGGGGAAGCUACGGAAAGACAUAACGCAGGACUGUCGGGAGGACUUCGUGUUGUCCAUUACAGGCAAGCGGCCGGCCGUUUGCGUGCUGUCCAACCCCGACCAGAAGGGCAAGAUGAGACGGAUAGACUGUCUACGGCAAGCGGAUAAAGUGUGGAGGCUAGAUUUAGUAAUGGUGAUACUGUUCAAAGCGAUACCGCUCGAAAGCACAGACGGUGAGAGGCUAGAGAAGCACCCAGAGUGUACGCAGCCAAACCUCUGUGUGAACCCUUACCACAUCAACGUGUCAGUCCGCGAACUCGACUUGUAUCUCGCUAACUUCAUCAACAGCUAUGGUAAUGGGAGCGACGGUCUGCCAGAUAUACUAAGCGGUUCUCUCUCGCCACACCCCUCUAGGGAUAAAGAGAACGAACACGAGGCUAAGAACAAAGGCUAUACCCAUAAUCCGUACAACGGAGUGAUAUGCAACGAUAUUAUUCUAGCGACCGGUGUCUUCUCGUCGAAGGAACUAUGGAAACUAUCUAAAGCGUCAAUACUCCAAGAGACGGGUUCGGAGUCGCCGGGCGGGUCGGGCGGCAUUAAGUUGGAGUCCACCUACUACAGCUACAACAGCCCAGCUCCGCCCGCCUUCGAGCCGUCCGCUGACCGUGGCACCCCCUCUGGCAUGCUGGUCGGCCAGUGCUUUAACAUCCCCCACAGUUCAGCCGCGCUGAGCGUGGCGCAGUCCCCGCUGGUGUCGUCCAAUACCAUCUUCUACCAACACGCGCCGCCGCCCACUGAUACGCAUCCCACUUCAUCAGACGGUCUAUCAAGCCAGCACGGGGGCAAGUAUGAGAGCGCGCCGCAGGACUCGCUCGGGGACUUCGUCACCUUCGUCUGCCAGGAUCCUACGGAUGUGCAGCAGCUUCAGGUUCACAGUCUCUCACGGAGUCCAAAGCCGUACUUCCAGCUGCCGCCCCCGCCGCUGCCGCCCAUGGCCAGGCCCGUCACCAUCAUCAGAUCUACAACGAGCGAGCUGAGCGGAGUGGGUGUGGGCAGCGUGGGCAUGGGCGGCGUGGGUGGCGGGUCACCAUCAUCUCCGGAGGUCCGGUCACCGCCGACGUCGCCACGCCGCCGCUCGCCCCACUACCGCGACUGCCAUCCCCCCAUCUCGCACUUCAACCACUUCCACGCACAGCCUCAGCAGGUGUUCAGCUACGGGUCGAUGGGCGGUGGAGCGGUGCUGGGGAGCGGUGGGGGCGGUUCGUCACCACCCGGUGGGUUGGGACUGUAUGCCCCGAGACAUCCACCUCGGGCUCCACCAAGAUGGAAUGCUCCGUUCCCAACGUUAGAAGAGGAGUUCAACAUCAUGACUGCCCCGACCGGACCAGACCACGUCGUUCUACUGGAUGAUGAGGUGUUUUACAUUCCAGAACGGUUCUUCCAAUCGAACGUGAUAACGUCGGAUGCGACGGCCAUGGACACGACGAGCAGCGUACAGGUCGGCGUGGACUCGGCCGAGGACAUCGCCCCGGACAAGAGCGCGCCGGACCUGCGCUCGCCGUGAUCCGCGCCGGCCGCCGCCGACGCGUGCGGCGCGCCCGACGGCUCGGCCGCGACUGUGCUCCGCUGGACCCCCGCGCCCCUCCCCCACUGGCGCCCGGUCACUCAUCGGACUGUUUAAUUUUUUUUAAUUCUACCCAUUUUUUUCGUGUACAGGAUUCGUAGUGUAUUCCAUUAUUACUGAAGGAGGCUAAUUGUAAAUAUUGUUGAACUCGGAUCGGCCCCCUCGUAGUCGAAUUAUUUUUAUGGCAUAUUGACUGUUCGGAACGGCGAAUUCGUACUGGCGUUCAUUUCGAGAGCCAUCUAGUGGCAACGAAACUCAGUAUAGUUAUUCGAAUGCGCUCCGCGAAACCGCAAUACUCCAAUCCGAGGUUACUAUGUAAAAAGCUACGAAUAUAACAACAUGCUAUAUUCUAAUAUUUUUAUAGAAUAUAAAAUAAUGAUCGAGCCUUCCAGUAAUUUAGUGAAAGUGUUGUUAAGAAAUCAGCUUAUAAAUUAUUUUGCUGACCUAAAAGGCAGUUAGUUUACGGAAUGCUUCCAAUGCUGCGUCGCGACGCGGCGUCGUCGACGAGUGUGAUAUUAUAAGUUGUUUUUGUUCUGUUGUGAGUUUUGUAUUGACAAGUGUAUAGUUUAAGUGUCGUAGAUUACGGAGAUUUUUUUUUAACUUAUUAAACAAAUAUUUAAGAAAGACGAGCCUUGCUUACGAGAUUAGUUUAGUUAUACGUUUAGAGGCAGUGAUAAAAUCAACAUUGUUGCUAUUUUGAUCUGAAAUUUCAUACUAGACUUAGAAUUUUUUGGCUUUUGUACUUUUUUUAAGGGGAGUCCUAUUUUUUCUUUACGUGUAGUCGAUCUUUGAAAAGCAAUAAAACGUCAAUUAAAUUGAAUUUUCAAAUCGAAGGCAACAACCGUUGAUUCGUAGUGACGGGAGUCAAGAAAAUUUUUAUAGGUGCCUUUUAUAAAUUGUAUAUUAACAUAAUAUUAACGUAGGUUUUCCUUAACGCAUCAGCUCCUACCCUCUGCCCUAUAGGAUACUCUCACCUGCUUCUUGGAAUGUUUUCUCACGUACUUAACGUUCGUUUAGCGACCCCGUGGCCAUACGAGAAGAGCUAGUCAUUAGGGUUACUGUAAAUUAAUGUUUCAUAUAAAGUUUUAUAUUUACAAUUUAAACGAUACCUCUUACGUUACUAAGUAAGGGAUGAAAAACUAAAUUUGUGGCCAAAUUACACUUAACGAAAUCCAAAUAUAUAUACACGUUUUUAUAGAUUUUAGAUUUAUAAGUGGUACUGUUAAGUUCUUUGUGUCAUCCCUAUUGUCCACCUUUGAAUAUAAUUUUCGAACUUUCGCUAUCUCCUUCUUGACGUUUUCUAUCUCACUCUCGUACUAGGAAUAAAACCGUAGAUCACGUAUGGUCUCGCAUCGACGUCGGGUUCCUACCAAUAGAUGGCGUUUAUAUACAAAUAUUUUUAAAUAUAUUCGGUUGCCCAUAUUUAAAUGUAACUAGUAAUUUAGUAUAGUAGAAUAUAUAGCAAUAAACGAUGAGCAAUAAAUAAAUAAAAAUAUAUUAUAUAACAGCUUAGUGAAGCUAGAAUUGGUACUGAAGUAGCCGAGGUCGACACUCGUAUGACGCGCGAUAUAUUUUAUAACAUAGUGAGUAAAGCCGGAGUACUGAAUUAGUAUGGUCGGCAUAAGGUACAACUAGUUGUAGCGACUUCACAGAAACUAUAGAGUACAGCUAUAUAGUCCGUAGACAGAAUAGUCAAUUGCUAGCUAUAGACAAUAUAGAGGAUAUACAGACAAAAUAAAGGCUUUGAAUCGGAGACCUUCGUCAUAGUAACCGGGUGACGAAUUUAAGCUCAUUGGUGCCGAAAAUUUUAGACUGUGAUUAAAUUGUUCAUUCAGGAGGUGUCUUAUAUUGAAAUAGUCAUUUUGUAUGAUUGGCGUCGCACAGGCGUGCGAUAGGUGAGAACCGAUCUAUAGCCGUGGACUCCGUUAUAGAGAGUGCCUCGCCAGGCAAGGACCAAUUUACAACAGAAGACGCCGCUGUAGUUGGUAACCAGUCCGGCGAGGACCGACUAACAGCUGUAGUUGGUUUUUCACCAGGUGGGGAUCGACCUAUAGCUGUGAUUGUAGUUAGCGCCUCGAUCUGCAAGGACCUUCUCACAGCUGUGGACACUUCUAUAUUUGGUGCCUCGUCAGGCGAGAGCUGGCAUACAGCAGCAGACACAGUUGGUCCCUUACCAACUGAGGGCUCACUUAUAGCUGUGGACUUUAUUGAAGCUAGACCCUUGCUAAGUGAGGAACGAUCUAUAGCUGAGGACGCCGCUAUAGCUGGUGCCUCGACCAGAGCAUUUGUUACAAGUAUUGGAGUUGUAAAUUGUUAACCGCGUUAGUAGAUUCCGUAGUAUUUUUUUAGCUUCGCAAUAGUUGUGAGUCUGUCACGAAAACAGCCGGUCCGGGUGUUUUCAUGGCAGAUACUUUGAUUAGCAUCAUUGUUAUGAUAUGGAAGUAAUAAUUGAAAGCCUAAACAUUAUGUGCCUUAGAUACAACAAUAUUGUAUAUUUAUGAUGCGUUCUAUACAACGUGCUAACUAGAAAUAAAUUAUUACGAUUGUUUUCGAAGCCUGAACCGUGUAUUUAGUGUUGAUUUCCGCAUGGGCUUGAAUACCGUUUGUCAUCCCUGGAGCUAGUUUCCCUAACAAUUUGGGCACCCAGAGUACCUUUUUCUUCGACUUACUCCUAAGUGUUUCGUACGUCGAACACGACCGGACAUCCGGUGGUUAAUUUUAAAAUUUCAAUAUACCCUCAUCUAAUUAUUGUACUAUUAAGUAAUGCUUCGCGUAGUUUUGCUGAUAUAUAAUAUAAUGUAUCAUUUUAGUACUUACCUACAUUUACCCUCUUAUGUAUUACUGAAGUGUAUCUUUAUAAGCGCAAAAUUAGCCUCACUUGUUUUGGAUAUAAUUUCGAGUAUCGCGUCGCUUGUGUACCCCUCUCGAUGUAUCCCCCCUCGUGAGUUGUUCGAAUUUGUAUUUAUAUAAUAAAGUAACGAUCCGUCUUACUGUUAAGUUUUGGAUUUCAGAAAAUGACAUACGUAAUUAAAGUGUAAUGUAAAGUUAACCGAUAAUACUAACUUAGUUCAUCGAUAUGCGAAUUAAAUUGUUUAGCGAAUUUAUUAAUUAUUUUUAGUACUUUGUCCAUAAUCUGUAAAUAUCUUCGGGAGCGUAUAUAAUUUUGUACUCGUGUAAUGUAGACAGAGUUGCGUUUGUCCUUACUCACAUAAUUUUCUAGUUUUGUUGUUUUUUUACGUUUAGUUGUAAGUACGUGUGUAAGUCGAGCGCGUAUUCGGCGAGUUACAACGAGAGCCGUUUGGUUUAUAUGUUAACUAAAGAUAGACUUGUAAAAAUGUUAUAACAUGUAUUUUUAACCUAUACAUAGUAAGAUAUUUAUAGAAUUUUAGUCGUUUAAUUAUUUUGAACGACUUGUUAUAAAGAAAAUUGGUGCUUGAAGCUUAAAACAAAUAUGUACGGUUCGUGCCGUGUGUGUAUUGUCAUGGUGGACGGAGCAUUUGACAUAGCAUGCGUUGUUAUGCUCGUUGUUGCGUGAAAAUGUAUAUUUAAUUAUCACAUGAAAGAUAACAUAAUAUCGCCAAUAGAUGGCGCUUUCACAUUAAUAAAAGCACGCCAUCUGUUGAUGUACAACUAGCAACUUUUGUCUAUGGCUGAUUAACAACUUUACUGCAUAAAUAUGUAAUUUCACGCAACUGAAACGGCAAUUAUAAUAAUGUAGGUAAACCUUGCUCAAUAUCGACGAAAACUGAGAGUGUUACAGUUGAUGCAAUACAAACAAACAAACACAAA
Molecule: messenger RNA, 5714 nt
Organism: Aricia agestis (brown argus)
Lineage: Eukaryota; Metazoa; Arthropoda; Insecta; Lepidoptera; Lycaenidae
Gene: NfI
Product: nuclear factor 1 B-type
Exons: 14
Coding region: 45-1865 (606 amino acids)
Biological process (GO): regulation of transcription by RNA polymerase II
Cellular component (GO): nucleus
Molecular function (GO): DNA-binding transcription factor activity, RNA polymerase II-specific; RNA polymerase II cis-regulatory region sequence-specific DNA binding
Source: RefSeq, a predicted model, not a curated record